AACGAAGUCAUACCUGCUGUUGACAUCACGAACUUUCGGAAUGCAUACGUUAUCCAAACCAUUAAUCGAGUUGUCCUCGAAAGACAUGAAUUCGUUAUUGACAAUGUUGAUUUAAAUGGACACGUACUUAAUCCAUCUGUUUCUAUCGCUAUUGACUUCGAAAAAUGGCCAUUGGCUUUUAAGCAGUGUU
Molecule: messenger RNA, 190 nt
Organism: Funneliformis mosseae
Lineage: Eukaryota; Fungi; Glomeromycota; Glomeromycetes; Glomerales; Glomeraceae
Source: the annotation of a GenBank genome assembly